UGCCAAUCCUAAACAGAGAUACACUCUUCUAAACCGUUGAAGGCAGUGCUUUUUUUUUUUAGAAGUGUGUAGCUCCUUGAGAUUGCCCUGUUAAAAAGAUUUGAUUUCCCUCCGAUUGCUUAUUGCAGUGCGAGAGGUUAAGUAUAAGAGGCCCGCCCAUCCUUGGAAAGCCACAGUGGCCUCGCGGUGCAAUUUGAAAGAUGUGGGGGAAAGUCAGUGUUUUUAAUUGACCAAGUAUCCUUCACGGGGCUUUAUUUUCUUGGCAUGUUUGGGGGCUUCCAACUUGAAGCCGAGCGGAGAUGCAAUCCGGGCCCGUUUAAGAAACCGCGCUGGGAAGCAAGAAAAAACCGCGCAGACCGACGCCCCACCUCGAAGAAGCGAGCUGUUCGGCUGGGAGGGCGGGGGGGUGUCCUAUUUUUCCAGCGUUCCGCGGGAGCCUAUAGCCAGCUAAGAGGCUUGGUAGAGCCUCCCUCGACCAACCUAGGGCCACUUGGUACAUUCCCACUGUAACGCCAGGAGAAGAUAAAUAGAGGGAGGAGAAGCCGCCGCCACCGGCUGCGGGCGAAAGCGUCUUUUUGCUGCAAGCGAGCGGGGUCGGCUUUUCUUCUCCGCCUGGAAGCGACCUCCGUCUGAAGGGAAAAGCGGUAGUUAUGGAUCAGCCCACGCAGACGGAAGUGUGGAAAGCACAGACUUUGGAUGAACUGAUCGAGAUCCUGCAUCAAUUGUUUUCCGUCGACAAAGUCAAUGUGGCAGAAGUGCAAGGCGUCAUGGAAUCUUACGAGAGUCACCCCGAAGAGUGGACCCAGUUUGCCCAGUUUGACCAGUUCAGAUAUACAAGAAAUCUUGUGGAUAAAGGAAAUGAAAAGUUCAAUUUGAUGAUCUUGUGCUGGGGAGAAGGACAUGGCAGCAUCCAUGAUCAUAUGGAUUCACACUGCUUUAUGAAGAUCCUUCAAGGAAAUCUGAAGGAGACACUAUUUGAAUGGCCUGACAAAAAGGGAGGAGGAGAAAUGGUGAAGAAAUCAGAGAGAGUUUUGAAGGAAAAUCAGUGUGCCUAUAUAUCUGACUGCAUUGGCUUGCAUCGUGUAGAGAACCCAAGCCACACAGAAACUGCUGUUAGUCUUCAUUUGUAUAGUCCACCCUUUGAAACCUGCCAUGCCUUUGAUCAAAGAACUGGACACAAGCAAAAAGUUAAAAUGACAUUCUACAGCCAGUUUGGAGAGAGGACUCCAUAUGGUGCUUUGGUUUCACAAGAGAACAACUGAAAGACACAGUGCCUGCUGACUUUGGGAAGGAUUUUUAAGCUGAAGCAGGAUUGCAUGAUUGAUGCCAGUAGUAAGCUGAGCUGAACAUUCUGUACCCACAGUUGCAGUAGGACAGCUGUCAUAGGUGUCUAGAUUGAUUUCUUAUUUCCGCAUACUUAAGGAAUUAUUUCCAAGGAUUACUGGAGAGUUGAAAUGCCCCUUGUAAUCAGCUAUAAAAUCAGAGCCCCCUUUUGGAUUUUUACUAAUUAAUUCCAUUGAGACUGUCAACACAGAAAUUCAGAGCUUAGACUUUUAAUAUAGACUGAGUCUUUUAGCAUCCUCAUAUGUAUGAAUGUAUGGCAGUUCAAGUUGCCGUGGAACUUUUUAACCUUCAGUCAACCGUCAUCUGUAUUCAUAGUGUGUACUUCAUACUGUUAACAGUCUUGUUUGAUCUUGAGUUUAAUGACCUAUUAGAACUAUUAAAUGGUUUGUGCGUUUUCAAAGUUCAUUGUAAAAUUUCAAUUUUUUUAAAGAAGGGAGCAAUAACAAAUGUCUUGCACAAUGUUGCUGUUAUUCUGGAGGUUGUAUCUGUUUUUAACAGUUCCUAAUUGUGUUGAAUAAGCUUUCAGUUUUCAAGGACCUUGGGAUAGUUAGGAUCUGUUAACUAUCAAACUCAAAUAAAGCUGAAUUUAGAAACA
This is a messenger RNA of Sphaerodactylus townsendi, 1939 nucleotides long. It is a transcript of the gene CDO1, whose product is annotated as cysteine dioxygenase type 1. Gene Ontology annotation, molecular function: ferrous iron binding; cysteine dioxygenase activity. Bases 651 to 1262 code for a protein of 203 amino acids. Lineage: Eukaryota; Metazoa; Chordata; Lepidosauria; Squamata; Sphaerodactylidae. Gene Ontology annotation, biological process: L-cysteine catabolic process. The record is from RefSeq and is a predicted model, not a curated record. The transcript has 5 exons.